Molecule: messenger RNA, 4618 nt
Organism: Dinoponera quadriceps
Lineage: Eukaryota; Metazoa; Arthropoda; Insecta; Hymenoptera; Formicidae
Exons: 13
Coding region: 229-4338 (1369 amino acids)
Biological process (GO): muscle structure development; actin cytoskeleton organization
Cellular component (GO): adherens junction; filamentous actin; Z disc
Molecular function (GO): actin binding; muscle alpha-actinin binding
Source: RefSeq, a predicted model, not a curated record
CAUUGCGCCGGGCAACGGCCGGCCGGGCUCGUCCGCUUAUUCCGCGUCGUUUGACCACCGAUUCCAGCCGUUUCUCGCGCCCACCAACGGCGAAUGCAGUGAGUCCUUGGCCGCGUGUCUGCACACCACCCCCGUGCACCCUUCUCUGCGACACGCGCCCCCGACUCACUUGGAAGCCUCGCUAAACUACCACCCGGCCCGCCGACUUCACCUCAGAUGUAGAGCGACAUGGCAAUCAGCAUAAAAUUCACAAAAUUCGACAACACGCCAUGGGGCUUUCGACUAGCGGGUGGCAGCGAUUUCCCACAGCCGCUUGCCGCUAUCAGAGUCACGGAGGGCAGCCUAGCCGAAUGCAUGGGUUUAAAGGUCGGCGAUGUUGUAGUAAGAUUAAACGAUCAGCCGAUCAGCUGCCUAACUCACGGACAAGCGCAUGAGGCGCUCUUGCAUGCUGGCAACAACUUCGUCUUGGGUGUGCAAAGAGAGGAAGAGGCACGAAAGGCCGCCGAGGCGAUAUCAGAAGAGAACAUCGUUCCAUAUAAGAUCGCCCUUGCAGACUUACCGCCGCUCUUCCCAGAACAGAUCUUGAAGGAGGAGACAGUGAUCGAGCGAUACGAAGAGGAGACCGUCGAGCAAGCAGCGUCCGCCGAAGACGAGGUCAGGCGAGAGGGAGAGAAGCUCGCGGAGGAGAAACCGGUGGACGCCGACAGUGAAAUCGUGCCGAACAAAAAUCUCACGGAUGACGAGAUCGCGCAGCUGAUCCUAGAGGAGGAGGAGCUUCUGUCCGAUCAAGGAUUAUUGGGGGUGAACUUCAAGAAGCUACGUCCGCGUGCCCCAGCCUUAAAGGGCUCCAAGGUCUUAGAAGAGCUGCAGCACAUUGCGACAGCCGAGCCCGAGCUGGUGCAAGAAUUGAAACGCACCUCGACCUUCCUGCAGAGGCCGCAGCGACCGGUGCCGAAGCCGAAAAGUCAGCCGGACGGGGACGACGGUGAAACCUACAGAGUCGUGAUCAAGAAGCAGGAUAAGAAGACAGUGAUCGCGCGUCUCGUGGAGAAGGGCUUGCUGCCGCCGGGAACGGAAAUUCCCAGGACACCUGAGCCGCCGUACGAGGUAAAAAUGCAUGAAAUGAAGAACAACCUCGAGGAAGAUUCUCUCGAGUCGAGCCCGAAUCCCAUGCGUUCUACCUUGCCCUACGACACCGCCGAGGACUCGUUGUCCUCGCGUUCCCCGGAACCUGACGACACUCUUUCCCUCGAGGCUCCGCCCAUAAGUGCUAUGUCUCACAUCUACGAUUCGAAGUCCCUCGGGACGCGAUCGAGUUCUCAUCGAGCAUCCGUCAAUAAGUUUCCCAAGAAGAGCCGCCUCGUCGUCUCGAGGCGCACUAGGAUGAAGGGAAAGUACCUGGCGACGUAUUUGAGCCGUGAAAGCACCCGUUUGAUGUCCCUGCUGACGACGUUGUUCCACUUCCUGCGGAAACGCGACGCCUCGGAGCCGAACAAAACGUUGGAGGUUCACAAACGACGGUUGAGCUUGAAGGGCCGCUACCUAGAGCACGUGCUUCAGAAGAACGUCACUCCCGUUCUCCAACGUUUGACGAGCGAUUCAAGUGUUCUCUAUGUUGAACCCGAGUGGCGCGAAGGAGAUCCAUCAUUGCGAGAGAGUCUCCCCAUCAUCGUCGAUGCCUCUGACAACGAAGAAAAGACCGACGAAGGUGCCUGCAACAUUCUCGAGUACGACGGCGGCCCAGUCUCGUCCGAAGAAGGCUCCUAUGAAGAUCUCAGCUCGUCCCAAGUGACAGACCAGGUCCCCGAAGAGGAAGGCUCGCUCUCGAAACUCCUGCAGUCGACCGAGAACUAUAUCUCCACCGAGGUUUUCCAUCGCGGUAGCAGAAGACUCUCCAAGCCUCGCAAGUCUAUCGUCGACACCACCGAGGAUGCCGUUCCCAAGGAAGACGAUUCCCUCUCCAAGAUGCUGAAGUCCACCGAGGAUUACCUCUCCACCGAGGUCUUCCAUCGUGGCAGCAGGAGACUCUCCAAGCCUCGCAAGUCUAUCGUCGACACCACCGAGGAUGCCGUUCCCAAGGAAGACGAUUCCCUCUCCAAGAUGCUGAAGUCCACCGAGGAUUACCUCUCCACCGAGGUCUUCCAUCGUGGCAGCAGGAGACUCUCCAAGCCUCGCAAGUCUAUCGUCGACACCACCGAGGAUGCCGUUCCCAAGGAAGACGAUUCCCUCUCCAAGAUGUUGAAGUCCACCGAGGAUUAUCUCUCCACCGAGGUCUUCCAUCGUGGCAGCAGGAGACUCUCCAAGCCCCGCAAGUCUAUCGUGGACAUCCCCGAGGAUGUCGUUCCCAAGGAAGACGACUCCCUCUCCAAGAUGCUGAAGUCCACCGAAGAUUAUAUCUCCACCGAGGUCUUCCAUCGUGGCAGCAGGAGACUCUCCAAGCCCCGCAAGUCUAUCGUGGACAUCCCCGAGGAUGUCGUUCCCAAGGAAGAUGACUCCCUCUCUAAGAUGCUGAAGUCCACCGAGGAUUAUAUCUCCACCGAGGUCUUCCAUCGUGGCAGCAGAAGACUCUCCAGGCGGCUGUCCAAAGAUGCGGGAAUGGAGAAUGGCGCACUGUCGGACCUCCUUCGUUCGACCGGCGACUACGUCUCCAGCGAAGUGUUCCAUCGCAAGAGCAGAAGGUUGUCGAGGUCCUCCAAGAAGGACAUCCCGUUCACCGGACCGAUCUGGUGGGGAGGACUGAAGAAUAUGUGCCUGAGCCUGCCUUGGUUCUCGCUCAGGGUCACCGAGGACAGCGCGGAAGACGAGGAGAUCUGCUCGGAGAAGUUUGAUCCGGAGCUCGAUCACGAAAAUCGCAGGCUGUCGUUCGUGCCGACGAUCCUCUAUCAGGGUCUCACCAAUCGCAUCGGCGUCGACUUCACGAGGCUGGUGGCUUACGCCUUCGUGCCAUGCACUUCGAUCGUUCUUCUUUACUUGUACAAAUUCGGUACAGUGACCACUUUAAGUGUGGACUAUUCAGUUUUGUCGAAGAGACAGAACGGAAGAAUUGUGUGUACGUGUGUCGGCGAUUUCGGUUCCGGAAAGACCGGCGCGCCGACCACACCGGAACCCACGUGCAAAGCGGAACGGGAAGCAAAACCCGACUCUCGUCCGGCGUCGAAGGCAGAGGGAGAGGAGAAGAGCGAGCUUGACGAGAGAAAAACGGACGAGAGGUCCGGGAGCGGGUACAACGAAGAGGAAGAUCACGGGUCUGGUGCAUCCGCUCAGGACGAGACCGCCGUCGAGGAGGACUCGAGCGUCUCCGAGAGGCAGGCGACGGCCGAGACGGCGAUCGACAGCGAGAAAAUCAAGGAGCUGGUGACCACCGAGAUCAAUCUCGAGAAGCAGCUGGAGAACGUGCAGCGGCAGUUGCUCGCUCUGAAGCGGCUACCGAGCGAGAUCGAGAAUCACCUGAGGAUCGUGUCCGAGCAACUGCACGCGAUCAUGGAGCUGAGCGGCGUACGAUCCCUUGGCAACGGAAGCAACGGCCAGCAACGCCGCGAUGACUCGUCAGAAGAAGAUAACGCGCGACGAAGGGCGAACGACGAAGAGCGGAAGGAGCAGGAAGAGGACACCGACGAGGCGGACGAAGAAUUUACGGAGACUUACGACUACAUCGAGGAAAUUGCAUGCUUGGAGCGGAAGACGUCGUCGAGGUCAACGCCGCAAGUGAUCGAGCCCAGCGACGACGAGGGGGAAAUGGAGGAUGAGGAGGAGGAGGCCGAGACGAAGGAAAUGGACGGGAUGAUUUCUGUGAAGAGCGAGGACGAAGAGGGAAGUAGAGUAAAGAAAUUCAUCGUCUCUUACGAGACCAAGCUGUUGAAGUCGCCGAGCCCGGCACCGUCGCACGGUAGUAUCGAACCAGAUCCUAAACUAUCACCGAAAGAUCAAGUAAUACAGGAACUGCAGCAAAAAAUGAGCAAGAAAGGCCGAAAGCAGCCGCAAGAUCUCUGGCCCCAGGCUAAGCAGCUCGAACUUACGCGCGGCCGUAGAUGGAGAUGCCCGAAUGACUUCUUCAACGACGAAAUGAUUGCGGAAGUAUUAUCCUCGCAGGCGGAAGUUAUUCGCGGCAGAGCGUUGGGAGUGAACUUCAAGAAAUACGAGAAAACGAACUUGCCGAACUUCGACCACCUGAUGAACUCGAGCGUCUACAAGAUGAUUCAUAAAAUGGAGCGAGAACCAAAAAAGGGCAUACCUGCUAGACCAGCUAAAGUCAACGCGGCGGAGGAUAUAAUGGAGAGGGUUAAAUCACCGGCGUUGAGCGUUGUAGAUGACAGGAGCACUCGAAGUGUCAGUCACUGAUGCAACUGCGAUCACAGAUGAUCACAAUGUGUAACGUCACAGUUACACGCGUGAUAUCCACGUGUGUGAACGAUUUGGGGAAACGGCGAAUAUAUACGAUCACCUGGCAUACCGAUUGCGUCUGAAGAAUAUUAUCAUCGUACGAUCGUCGAAUUUGUGGUUGUAAUAAUUUGAAGCACGUAUGCGCGCGUGUAUGUGUGUAUUCAAAAUGAAGAAAUUUUCCCGGCGGCACAUUGCGCACAUCAAUAAAGCACACCUUAUGAUAAGACAUGAGAAAUCA